GGAGUCGCGGCCCCGCGGGAGCAGGAGCUGAGCGGAGCUGAGCUGCGGGCGCGGAUGCUGGAGGUGCACAUCCCGUCGGUGGGGCCCGAGGCCGAGGGGCCCCGGCAGAGCCCCGACAAAGGCCACAUGUUAUCGGUGUUGGAUAGGACAGAGAGAAAUGGAGAGAGGAGGGGAAGACAGAGAGGGGGAGAGAAAGACAGACAACCCUAACCUGCAGACCUGCUUCACCACCAGUGAAGCGACGCCACUGCAGGUGUUCCGAGUGGAGGUGCGCUGUGGCGGGCGCAGACACACCGUGUGGAGGCGCUACAGCGAGUUCCAUGCGCUGCACAAGCGGAUCAAGAAAAGGUGCCGGGUGCCCGACUUCCCCUCCAAGCGCCUGGCCAACUGGAGGAGCCGCGGGGCGGAGCAGAAGCGGCUGGGCCUGGAGGCCUACGUGCAGGGAGUCCUGUACUUGAACCAGGAUGUGCCCAAGGAACUGUUGGAGUUCCUGAGUCUUCGGCAGCCCCCCACGGUCCCCAAGGGCAGCGGCUGGGGUUCGCAGCUGCUGCACCGGCCUGUCCUCAGUUUCUGCGGAGACCCUUACCUGUGUCCCCCCUCCCCAGAGGCCCUGCCCAGCGUGGUGGUGACUGGCGUGCUGCAGGGCCUGUAUGACUUCAGCUGCGACCCCGAUGGAGCCUGGGGUCACCCCGCUCUGCAGCCCCCGGUGGCCUGCCCAGCCCCGGCCAUCAGCUUUGCCCUCUGAGCCCGAGGAAGGGACCCAGGGACCCGGGCCGGGCGCUUCCCAGCCAGAGCUCUGAGGGAAGGGCCGUGCAGAGAGCAUCCGGGACAACCAGACCCAGGGGACUGAGCUCAAGGAGGGCCGAGCACCUCCUGCCUGAGCCCCAGAAUCAGCCCACAGGCAGGUUAUAAAAAAACCCACCUUGGUUUUUAUUGGGUGCCACUGGUGGCCGCUUAUAAAAUGGCAGGAGGGCGGCGGGCUUCAGACUGUGCAGGGCGGGUCCAGCCGGCCUCCAGAUGCCGCCAGAGGGCAGUUCGGUGCCCUGCAGGGGCCGUCUACACCCAGGGCCGCGUGGACGGUGGCUCGGGGAUGGGGACCAGUCCCGUCUACUCCUUGGCGAUGGCAAAGGGCUUCUCCACCUCGAUCUUG
This is a messenger RNA of Erinaceus europaeus (western European hedgehog), 1150 nucleotides long. RefSeq names its product sorting nexin 22 (gene SNX22). The coding region runs from base 158 to 745 and encodes 195 amino acids. The transcript is spliced from 7 exons. Gene Ontology annotation, molecular function: phosphatidylinositol phosphate binding. The record is from RefSeq and is a predicted model, not a curated record. NCBI's taxonomy places the organism in Eukaryota, Metazoa, Chordata, Mammalia, Eulipotyphla, Erinaceidae.